AUGGCGAAUCGGACAGUAAAGGACGCGAAAUCCAUUCGCGGUACAAAUCCGCAAUAUUUAAUAGAAAAAAUAAUAAGAUCACGCAUUUACGAUUGCAAAUAUUGGAAAGAAGAAUGUUUUGCUUUAACAGCCGAAUUGCUUGUAGACAAAGCCAUGGAGUUAAGAUACAUAGGAGGCGUGCAUGGUGGCUUCAUUUAUCCAACUCCAUUUCUAUGUUUAGUAUUAAAAAUGUUACAGAUACAACCUGAAAAAGAUAUUGUUGUUGAAUUUAUAAAAAAUGAAGAGUUCAAGUAUGUGCGUGCUUUAGGUGCGUUUUAUAUGCGAUUAACUGGUUCAUCACUAGAUUGUUAUAAAUAUUUAGAACCUCUGUAUAAUGAUAAUAGAAAGCUGCGGCGGCAAAAUCGUGAAGGGCAGUUUGAAAUAGUGCACAUGGAUGAGUAUAUUGAUGAAUUACUACGUGAAGAGCGUUUAUGUGAUGUUAUUUUGCCAAGAAUUCAAAAAAGGCACAUAUUGGAAGAAAACAAUGAAUUAGAACCCAAAGUAUCUGCUCUUGAUGAUGAUAUGGAUGAAGAUAUGCCCUCUGAAGAAGAAAAUGUUGACACCGAGACCAAAGAGAACAAGCGAGAGAAAGAUAAUACUGUUAGGAGGGACAGAGACAGAAGAAGAGAGAGAUCUCGAGACCGUGAACGACGUGAAAAAGAACGCAAGCGCGAUCGCUCCCGAAGUAGAGAGCGGGAAAGACGUCGGGAGAGAGAAAGAGAGCGUGAGAGGGAGCGAGACAGAGAACGCAUUCGUGAGCGCGAGAGAGACAGAGAAAAGGAAAGACGAGAAAGACAUGAAGCGGACAGACGAAGGGAUAGAGGACGUUAU
This is a messenger RNA of Brenthis ino (lesser marbled fritillary), 870 nucleotides long. The record is from the annotation of a GenBank genome assembly. NCBI's taxonomy places the organism in Eukaryota, Metazoa, Arthropoda, Insecta, Lepidoptera, Nymphalidae.